Papilio machaon (common yellow swallowtail) is the source of this 1101-nucleotide messenger RNA. RefSeq names its product Golgi SNAP receptor complex member 1 (gene Gos28). The record is from RefSeq and is a predicted model, not a curated record. Gene Ontology annotation, molecular function: SNAP receptor activity. The transcript is spliced from 6 exons. NCBI's taxonomy places the organism in Eukaryota, Metazoa, Arthropoda, Insecta, Lepidoptera, Papilionidae. Gene Ontology annotation, biological process: vesicle fusion; endoplasmic reticulum to Golgi vesicle-mediated transport. The coding region runs from base 157 to 840 and encodes 227 amino acids. Gene Ontology annotation, cellular component: Golgi medial cisterna; cis-Golgi network; Golgi membrane.
UAACAUGAUCUUUAGCUGAACGACAAACGUCAUUUUUUGAUAACAAAAACUGACCUUGAGCUUCCGAGCUACGAGUCUAAAGAAAUUUGUAAACAAUUAAACAUUACUUAAAAUCUAUUGAAAAGCUCUUUCACUUGAUAAUAACAAUAAUACAAAAUGAACAUGGCUCCAAGUUCAUCUUGGGAAGAUUUAAGAAAGCAAGCAAGACAUCUAGAGAAUGAUAUAGAUGUGAAACUGGUAGCGUUUAGUAAAUUGGGUGUUACAUAUGGCUCAUCAAAUCUAUCUUCCGAGACAGCACCUUUGAUCAACAGUGAUGACAUGUUUGAUACAAUGUCUAUGGAAAUUCAGCAACUUCUAAACAAGUUGUCUGCAAUUAAUGAUUCAAUGGCCGAUCUAGCACCCAGCGGUACUGCUACGAUGCACACUAUAAAGAGGCAUAGAGAGAUUCUGAUGGAUUAUCAACAAGAGUUCUCGCGAACGUCGGCAUUAGUGUGUGCUCGGAGAGAGCGUGAGGAACUGCUGCGUGGGGGUAGCCCACCGCCCGCAGCCGCUGGGCUCAGUCGACGUGACCAGUAUGCUAAAGAGGCUAAUCAUUUGCACAGCUCACACAUCCUAGUUGAUGAACAGAUCAACAUAGCAUUGGAGGCGCGCGAGCAUCUCACCUCGCAGCGGCAGACAUUCAAGCGUAUGCAGACCAGGUUCAAUGAUAUUGCCAACAGGUUUCCAAUGCUGAACAGUCUUAUUUACAGAAUAAACGCCCGCAAACGUCGCGACUCCCUAAUUCUAGGUCUAGUUGUAGCCGUUUGCACAUUCCUAUUACUGUUUUAUGCUUUCCAUUGACUUUGAGUUUUUUUUUCUUGUUUUAAGAAUGCAUAACAAUAUCAUAGUGUAAGUAGGUUUAAUAUUUAAUUAAUUUUAUUUUAUGAAAAAAAAAGUGGCCUCAAAAAAGCCUAUCUUACUCCCGCGUACAUCAUUCCUUUAAAAAUCCCGUCAAAAGUACAUCCUUUUCGGAGAUUACGUGAAACAAACGCGGACUUGCGGACAGACUGAUAAAACCUUUUAAAAUUGGUUUUAUGUUAUAAAGAACGCAAAUAAAUCAAG